Molecule: messenger RNA, 2165 nt
Organism: Colias croceus (clouded yellow)
Lineage: Eukaryota; Metazoa; Arthropoda; Insecta; Lepidoptera; Pieridae
Gene: Ras85D
Product: GTPase HRas
Exons: 2
Coding region: 240-815 (191 amino acids)
Biological process (GO): Ras protein signal transduction; epidermal growth factor receptor signaling pathway
Cellular component (GO): plasma membrane
Molecular function (GO): GTP binding; GTPase activity; GDP binding
Source: RefSeq, a predicted model, not a curated record
UUAAUCUGUGAUAAAGGGUGAGUGAACUGCCUCAUUGUUAUUUAUUGCAUUUGACUCUAAUAAUACAUUAAUUAGCCGUUUUACGGGUACAGUGAGUGCAAUAACAUACAUAACAGGUCGUGACAGCCAUGCAGAUGUGAGUAAUAUCAGAGGUGUGGCGCGUCGUUGUGGGGCGUUUUGAUAUAUCUUAGUGCUGUGACGUUUGGUGUUAAGAAAAAAUAUUCCUAUCUCGCCACAAGAUGACCGAGUAUAAAUUGGUAGUGGUGGGCGCUGGCGGCGUCGGUAAAUCAGCUUUGACAAUACAGCUGAUACAAAACCACUUCGUGGACGAGUACGAUCCCACUAUCGAGGAUUCGUAUAGGAAGCAGGUUGUGAUCGACGGGGAGACGUGUCUCCUCGAUAUUUUGGACACGGCGGGUCAAGAGGAGUACUCCGCGAUGAGGGACCAAUACAUGCGAACGGGGGAAGGGUUUUUACUGGUGUUUGCAGUGAACAGUGCUAAGAGUUUUGAAGAUAUAGGCUCAUAUAGAGAACAAAUAAAACGUGUGAAGGACGCGGAAGAAGUGCCAAUGGUAUUAGUUGGUAACAAGUGUGAUUUGCAAGCAUGGGCUGUGGAUAUGGCGCAAGCAAGAGAGGUGGCGCGGAGUUACGGAGUGCCCUUCGUAGAAACGUCAGCCAAAACACGAAUGGGCGUCGACGACGCAUUCUACACGCUAGUCCGCGAAAUUCGCAAAGACAAGGAGAGCCGCGGGAAAAAGUACAGGCGGGGUAACAAACUCGGCUCUAGGCGUACAUUCAAGUGUACGUUACUCUAAGUUAAGGCUUCUAUCAGUAAUUGUAAUUUUGAACUGUGCAGGGCUUAGUAUACAGUGUGGUUUUCAAUACGGAUCGGAUAUACGGCUAAUCGAACGACGUACGGUCUACGCGUGAAAGGGAGAGAGUACUCUGUCACGUACCAUAGACAAAUGUUCCCUCCCUUUCGCACCGGUUGAGAUUGACGUUACUGCUUGAUUGUCGGUGUCGUGUGUUGCUACAUGCCAAUUUUACUAUCUACACAAUUUACAAGUGAUAUUAUAAAAAAGAAGAUAUUCAUAUCUAAGUUUGAUGUUUGAUGACCAACCUAAAUAAAAAUGAAGUGAAUGUUGUGAGCCACACAAAUUUUUGGGAAGAUGUUAAAAGAAAUGAAUAUGUUAGUAAACUUUCUAUGUCUAUGGUUAUAAUGUUCAAUGUUAAUUCCUAGUUUAGUGUAGAGGUAUAGCUGUAUAGCUAACAUAUACAUGUUGGAAUAUAUAUUUAUUCCAUAAGUGUCUCAGUAUCGGAUCAAUUCAUAUUUUAAGAUUCAGCAGCCUUGGUCUUAGUAGGAUAAGAAUUAAGAUGCCUUUUUGUGGCAAGUGACAUAUUCUAUUAACUGUUCCUACUAAGGUUUGUAUUUCGUAUGCCUUUUUGAUAACGUUAACAUAUUACCGUAAAUGUGUUUAAUAUGUAGGGUUUUUUUCACUUCAAUAUUAAAAUAAUAAGAAACAUUUAUACAAAGUUUUAUUUUUUUAAUUUGCUACUUUUAUACAUUAAUUUUAAUGUUUGCUUGCAUGAAAAAUUGUAACCAUUUUCAGUGACAAUAAUACUUACUAUAAAUUUUGACGAUUAUUUCGAAGUUUUUUCUUUCACAACGCUUUUGUAUUCUUGCAACUGCAGUGUAUUGUGAUAAUAGUGCCAUGAAUAUAGAAUAGAAAAAAAUUCUAACAUCACAAUUUUUAUAAUCAAAUACUUUUCUAUGCAUAGCUUAAGAUAGCAUCCUAUCCUAUGAUAUAAAAAUAUGACCUACUAACAAAAAUAAAAUGUAAGGAAUCCAGAUGAAACUAAUGCACCAUGUUUAAUUAAGAUGAUAUUAAUUUUAAAAUUUAUCUUUAUGCACAAAUAAUUCAGCUUUUUGCUCUCAUUUAUAACGGAAUAUUCAUUUUUAUAGAUACAUUAAUUAGGCCGAUAAAAACUACACUGUAUAUUAGUUCUACAAAAUAAUGAUAUGUAUUAGUAUGGUACUCUUUAAAAUUUAUUUACUACUUACCGUCAAAUUUUAACAAUUAUCAAAUUUAAAUAACUUUUUCCAAGUAAUGUUAUGUGUUAUACACAUUGUAAUGCGUGGGAGGUUGGCGUUGAAUUUCUACAAU